This is a messenger RNA of Arachis duranensis, 1002 nucleotides long. RefSeq lists its product as uncharacterized. The transcript has 2 exons. Lineage: Eukaryota; Viridiplantae; Streptophyta; Magnoliopsida; Fabales; Fabaceae. The coding region runs from base 1 to 1002 and encodes 333 amino acids. The record is from RefSeq and is a predicted model, not a curated record.
AUGAAAUAUAAGGUUCGUCUUGUGGCGAAAGGUAAUCAUCAAAUGGAAGGUAUCAGUUUUGAUCAAGUUUUUGCACCAGUGAUCAAGCUUCCUACAAUUCGAAUUAUUUUAACCAUUGUUCUAUUUUAUAAAUGGCAAAUUAAACAACUAGAUUUUAACAAUGCAUUUCUUAAUGGUGACUUAACUGAGCUUGUUUACAUGAAGCAACCCCCUAGUUUUCAACAAGGUGAUAAUCUACAGGUUUGUCAAUUACAUAAAUCACUCUAUGGUUUAAAGCAAGCACCUAAAUCUUGGUUUCUCAAGCUUGCUGCCACUUUGGCCAAAUUUGGGUUCACUAAGACACGGUCUAAUCAUUGUCUAUUUAUGAAACACUCAGGUGAUCUUAAACUUUACAUAUUAGUCUAUGUUGAUGAUAUAUUGAUAACUGGAAAUGACUCUCAGGAUAUUCAAAGUAUUUGGUGGGGUGAGAUGGAGAGUGAUUCGGAAGAUAGCUCAGAGUUCUCUGGGCAGUGGAUUGACGGAUGGAGCACAAGAUCGGAGGAUGACAAAUGUGAGAGAAUAGGGACAGAGUCAAGACAACCAGAGAAAGUCAAUAUGACAUCAUUGGAUACUGAAAAAACUAGUAGGGUAGCAGAUGAUGCGAAAGCACAGGAAUCUAGUCCGUCGAUGGUGAGGUCAAAUGAAGAACCUAAUAGUUCUAAUCGCUUCGUGGCAGGGGUAACUGUGGAAGAUCUGGCACUUGCUGAAUUCGAUUCAGUUGAGGAGGCACAUGCAAGGUAUAUGGAAUAUGCACGAGUUACCGGGUUUGCGAUUCGAAAGGGAGAUUCGGAAAAAGAUAAAGAAGGUAAUAUUGUGAGGAAAUUUUUCUUCUGCAAUAGAGAAGGAUUGCGUGAUAAGAAACAUUUUGAGAGGAUUGAUAGACAGCGUGCACACAAACCAAUUACACGAACCAAUUGUAAUGCGAAGUUUGUGGUUCAUCUAGCCAAGGGGUGCGGUAAGUGA